AUGGGCAAAUACUUCCCGAACGACUCGUUUAGAGUGACGUUCGAAGGAAAAGUGCUUUCGGAUUAUUCAGAGCUAUUCAAACUCCGACUACCGGUUAGACUUUUCAUUCCGAAAGUAAUGACCUGUACUAAUUGUUUGCAGUUAGGGCACAUGAAAGCCUACUGCAGUAAUAAGAAUAAAUGUUGCAAGUGUGGUGAAAUAAUGGAGAAUAACCACACUUGUAGCGAACAGGAAGCAAAAUGCUCCUUAUGUGGUGGCAACCCACACAAAAUUGAAGAGUGCGCAAAGUAUAAGCUACGCUCUGACGCACUAAAAAAAUCGACCAGACAACGCAGUAAGCAGUCUUUCGCACAGAUGCUGAAGACAGCGUUACAGCAGGAGGAAAAUCGUUACUCCAGUUUGGAAAACGAUGAUUCAAAUGAUGACGAAGAGGACUAUCAACCUUUGCUAUCAACCGGAGCUGUACGAAAACGGUCAAGUGCUUCUUCUCCUAAACUCCCUAAAAAGGAGCAGAAGAAGGCGCUUAAUGAUACCCCUCGUGGUUCCACUUCCAAGCAAAAUGCUAAAGCGUCACCACCAGGUUUCAAAGUUGAUUGCGAUAAAGAGUUCCCUAAGCUCUCAGGGAAACGAGCUGUUCCCACAGCUAAAUUGUCAUCGGAAUCUGAAAAACCAUCCUCUGAUGAUGGUACGCAGCACCUUCCAUUAGAAGAACUCAAGAACGUGUUGGUCCUCCACGAGCAAGGCCCAUGGUUCGUGGCCGUAUAG
This is a messenger RNA of Wyeomyia smithii (pitcher-plant mosquito), 765 nucleotides long. RefSeq lists its product as uncharacterized. The record is from RefSeq and is a predicted model, not a curated record. The transcript is spliced from 2 exons. NCBI's taxonomy places the organism in Eukaryota, Metazoa, Arthropoda, Insecta, Diptera, Culicidae. Gene Ontology annotation, molecular function: nucleic acid binding; zinc ion binding. The coding region runs from base 1 to 765 and encodes 254 amino acids.